AUGGACGAUGGGUCAUACUUGGCAGAGUUUCUGCUGUCCAAAGGAUAUGAGGUUCACGGUAUUUUGAGACGCUCCAGUUCCUUCAACACUGGACGCAUUGAACAUCUUUACCAGAACCCACAGACACAUACUGAAGGAAAUAUGAAGCUGCACUAUGGAGAUCUCACCGACAGCACAUGUCUAGUGAAAAUCAUUAACCAAGUCAAACCUACCGAGAUUUACAACCUGGGUGCUCAGAGUCAUGUCAAGAUCUCCUUUGAGUUGGCUGAAUACACUGCUAAUGUGGAUGGUGUAGGAACCCUUCGGCUUUUGGAUGCUAUAAAGACGUGUGGCCUGACCAACAGCGUGAAGUUUUAUCAGGCCUCCACGAGCGAGUUAUACGGCAAAGUCCAGGAAAUUCCACAGAAGGAAACCACACCCUUUUACCCUCGUUCACCUUACGGUGCUGCUAAAUUAUAUGCCUACUGGAUUGUGGUAAACUUCAGAGAGGCCUACAACAUGUUUGCUGUCAAUGGGAUCCUCUUCAACCACGAGAGUCCAAGAAGAGGAUCCAACUUUGUGACUCGGAAGAUCAGCCGCUCUGUGGCAAAGAUUCACUUGGGCCAACUGGAGAGCUUCAGUCUGGGCAACCUGGAUUCUAAGAGGGAUUGGGGCCAUGCCGGAGACUACGUGAAGGCUAUGUGGUUGAUGCUGCAACAGGAGGAGCCAGAUGAUUUCGUCAUAUCAACAGGCGAGGUGCACAGUGUGAGGGAGUUUGUGGAAAAAGCCUUUAACCAUAUCGGGAAGACCAUCGUUUGGAAUGGGAAGGAUGAGCAAGAAGUAGGCUGUUGCCAAAAGACAGGAGUUGUGCAUGUGAAGGUGGAUCCAAAGUUCUUCCGUCCAACAGAAGUGGAUUACCUGCAAGGAGACAGCACCAAAGCAUAUCAGAAGCUGGGUUGGAAGCCAAAGGUGACUUUUGAGGAGCUGGUGAAAGAAAUGGUGGAUGCAGACAUCGAGCUGAUGGAGAAAAAUCCAAAUGCCUGA
Molecule: messenger RNA, 1023 nt
Organism: Nerophis lumbriciformis (worm pipefish)
Lineage: Eukaryota; Metazoa; Chordata; Actinopteri; Syngnathiformes; Syngnathidae
Source: RefSeq, a predicted model, not a curated record